UGUUUGUGUGUGCAGACCCUGGCUGUGGUGCAGGAGGCCGGACUCUGGGGCGGGAGAACCCCGGCGGCGCUGCCCGGGCCGCACAAGCGCGGCCGAGCCCACAGCCGGGGCCGGGCGGCGGGAUGUCCCUGCGGGAGCCGGGAUGUCCCUGCGGGCGGCGGGAUGUCCCUGCGGGAGCCGGGAUGUCCCUGCGGGAGCCGCGGGCCGGGCGGAAGUGACGGCGGCCGGGCGGAAGCGCCGCCGCGGGGCGGAAGCGCGGGAGCGGCGGUGCCGCAGGAAAUCCGGUUCUGUUACCCGUUUUCCAUGUGUUCGAGCCCUACGUGCGAAGCACGUGGCUGGGCUGCGAGAGCCAGAAGGCAGGAUGCUGUCGAGACCAAAGCCCGGGGAGUCCGAGGCAGACCUGCUGCGCUUUCAGAACCAGUUCCUGGCAGCCAGAGCUUCACCUGCAGUGAAGAUUGUGAAGAAAGCAGACAAGAGGAAAGGGAAGGAAGGGAGCACAGAUGAUGAGAGACCCCCGCUACAGGACAGCAAAGAUGUAGUCAUGCUGGAUGACUUUCCUGAUACUCUCCCAGCUCUAACUCCAGCUCCUCCAAAAAAGUCCAAGAUCAAAAGUGCUAAUGUCCACUUUGAGGAUGAAGAUCCAGAGGAAAGAUUGGACAGUCACGAUCGACACAUUACAGCAGUCUUCAGCAAAAUUAUUGAGCGAGACACAAGUGCAGUAGCAGUGACCAUGCCAGUGCCCACGGGAGAACCAUUCCCAAGCACAUUUCACCGCUCUGAGAUAAAAAGUGAGGUGCAGCUGGGAUCUGGAAGAAGAAGCAUCUUUGCACAGAAGAUGGCAGCAAAAAAAGCUGCUGAAAAGGCAGCGACGGCUCCCUCUGCUGCCGAGUGCCUGGAAGUACGAUCAGCUGCUCCGGACGCCUUGGAUCCUGUGGGAUCGGUGGGAGAGGCGCCUCUCGCCAGCAGCAGGGGUGAUAAAGAUGAUGACUUUUUGACCUCUCAGCAUCCUUGUCUCAUAACGGGAGAGGGUCUUGGAAGCCAAAAGAGUGAGGAGGAAGCUCAAGCUAUUCACAAAGAGAACUUGGAGAAGCUGCGGUCCAUGUCUGAGGAAGAGAUCCUGCAGGAGCAGGCAAGGCUUCUGGCUCAGCUGGAUCCCAGUUUAGUUGCUUUCUUGAAAUCACAACGUGGUAACAAAGAAGGCCAAAAAAAGGAAUUAAAAAUGGAACUGAACAGACCGGAGGAGUUUGUGGAAUCUCUGCCUGUGGCUCAGCAUGGUAUAAGAUCAUCUCCUUCCAUGCAGGAGUCAGGUCUGGAAGAACAUGUAAGGGAGGAAGAAAAUAUGAAGGUAGAAAUCACGGAUGAUGAUCUGCCUGUGAAGCCCAGGAAGGAGUGGAUUCACAUGGACAAUGUAGAGUUUGAGAAGCUGGAAUGGAUGAAAGAUUUGCCCUCACCUCGGCAGAAGAAAACCAAAAAGGGAAUGCAAGCUCGCUUCAGUUUAAAGGGAGAAUUGAUUCCUGCAGAUGCUGAUUUGCCAACACAUCUAGGCUUACACCACCAUGGAGAAGAGGCAGAGAGAGCUGGUUAUUCUCUGCAAGAGCUCUUUCAUCUGUCUCGAAGCCAAGUUACACAGCAGAGGACACUGGCUCUACAGGUCUUAGGUCGUAUUGUUCAAAGGGCCAGGGCUGGAGAGUUUGCUUCCUCGUUGAAGGGCAGCGUUCUGCGUCUGCUGCUUGAUGCUGGCUUUCUCUUCUUGCUGCGCUUCUCGCUGGAUGAUGCAGUGGAAAAUGUCAUGGCAGCAUCUGUUGGUGCUCUCCGGGCUCUGCUGGUGUCACUUGAUGAUGAGAAAUACCUAGAUUGGACUUUCUCAUGGUAUCAAGGGAUGGCUACAUUCCCCUUUGUCCCUAACAAUGAGGAGGAAGAAGAGGAAGAAGAAGAAGAAGAAGAGUUAAAUGGAACAGAGAAAUGUCAAAAUAAAAAAUUAAAGGAUGAAAACAAGCCAGACCCAGAUGUGGCCCGAUAUGAUGUUGUAAAGGGACUUUUGAAGACAAGGAUCCAGCACCGACUGAGGUACAUCCUGGAGGUGGUGCGACCUGUUCCAACGGUAGUCCUGGAUAUACUGCACAUCCUCACCCAUAUAGCAAGGCACUCCUCUGAAGCAUGCAGCCAGCUGCUUGACUGUCCUCGAUUGAUUGAGACCAUUGUCAGGGAAUUUCUCCCUACUCAGUGGGAUCCCAAAGUGGCUGAACCAGGAUUUUUACUUACCAGUCUCCACGGAGUUGCUUGCGCCAGUGCUAUGAAGUUCAUCAGGGUGUUGGCAGCUGGAGGCCGAAAUGCAACAGCCAGGCUGCUUAACAAAUUUGAAAUGAAGAGUCGGUUAAGUCGCUUUGUCGCUGAAGAGCCUCUGGAUGUGCCUCUGCCGAGGGAGGAAGCCACGAGGCUGAGCACGGAAUCCUUCCGGCUGUGGGCUGUGGCUGCCGGCUACGGGCAGGCCUGCGACCUCUACAGUGAUCUCUACCCUGUGCUGGUGAGGAUACUGCAGUCCCUGCCUGAGUUGCUCAAUGAGAAGAGCCCUGUGGUUGAGUUGUCUGUGCAGCGAGCUGCAGCAGUGGUUACUCUGUUGACACAUGUGACACAAACAGCAGGAUACACAGCAGAGCUGCAGGCCAAGUUGAGCAGCAAUAACUCAGAAGAUAGCGAACCGAUCCCACCUCCUCCAGUAGCAUGGAGUCAAGUGUCAGGCUUACAGCCCUUCCUUGAGACAAGUCUGAAAAAAAUCCUUCAGCAGCUAUCCCAGACAGAAACUUGGCAAACUCUCCAGCCUCUGACCACAACUUGUGUGAUCUUCUUGGGAGUUUAUUACAGUGCUUACAGCCAACAGCCAUCAGUCAAUCCAGUUGAUUGCUUAGAGGAACUGGAACGUUUGACAUCGGAGGUGCUGCAGCCCCUUCUCAGCCAGCCAGCCAUAGACAGCAUGUGGGACUUGCUCAGGCCAUGUUCUGCUUUGUGCAACCCUCUGUCCUGUUCUGUGGCACCAGAAUCUGUCAGCAGCAUUGCAUCUCUGAGUUGCACUGGAGGCAAACCUCCUUUGAGUCUGGUUGGCUCCAAGUCACCUUUCCCCUUCCUCACUGCCCUCUUAUUUCUCAUCAAUAACAUCACUCACAUUCACAAGGGUCUGACCAGCAAGUACAGCUCUGUGCUGGGCUUCAGAGGCUUGAAGGAUUAUCUGCAUCAAAGCUGGCAGAGUGGACCUCCCUCUGUGACUCCCUCAUCUGCGUGGAUCCUGCGCCAUGAAUAUCACCUGCAGUACUUCGUGUUAGCAUUGGCUCGGAGAAUGGCAGGCACUUGUCCGGAUUACACCCAGCAUGCCUCGCUCCAUCACUGUGUUGCCAUGGCAUUACUAAGCCGUCUGUUGCCAGGGAGUGAGCAUCUGGCUCAUGAGGUCCUACUGGAUCUUGCCUUUAAUCCAGAGUUUCUUCCUGAAGGGAAAGCUGGUGGGCCAGAGGCAGCUGACUUCUCUAAUAUUCUGCAUCUGGGCACCAGUGCCAAACUGGCACAGCCUGGCUCUGCAGCAGCAUUUGUUCCAAAGGUUACUCGUGGUGCCCUGCUGAGAGAAUCGUACCAGAAUCUGCCUUCCAUUCGCUCCUGCUACCUCUCCCACUUUGUCCACUUGCAGCCCACCCUUAGGCGUUCUCAGGCAUCCUACCAAGGGCAGAAUUACCUCAUCCAGUCAAUGCUGCUUCCUGAGGUCAAAGGGCCCAUCCUGCCUUCAGACUGGCCAUUCUUUCCACUUAUCAGCCUCUACAACAAAGUGACUAAUGCAGAGACACGUGGGGCCAUACUGAACUCUCUCCCACUUGAUCUCAUCAACACUGUGACCUGGAACCUGCAGUGGGUCUUGUUGCUGGAAACCUGGCGUUGUAAAAUCCUUCAGAGCAUCCCGACUGCUGCCAAACUUGCUCGGCUUAUGUGUGUCUUCCUCACUGGCAGUGACCUCUUUCUAGAAGCACCAAUCCACCGCUACACAGCUGCCCUUCUCUCUGUGUAUUGCCAACCCAAGGUCCUGGACUCCCUGAACUUGGAUGCUCCUCUCCCUGGUUUGGCAUCCUUCCACGAUCUCUAUAUAAGUCUCCUAGAGCAAUUUGAGGGCGUCUCCUUUGGAGAUCCACUCUUUGGCGUCUUUGUUCUUCUACCUCUACAGAGGCGUUUCAGUGUUCAUCUGCGUCUCUCUGUUUUUGGGGAGCACACAAAUAUCCUGCGGGCGCUGGGAGUGCCGUUACAGCAGUUUCCUGUGCCUCUUGAGCGCUACACUUCCCCUCCUGAGGAUAACCUGAACCUGCUGCGACUCUACUUCCGAACGCUGGUCACUGGUGCGCUGCGCCACACCUGGUGCCCUGUUCUGUACGUGGUGGCCGUGGCUCAUGUGAACAGUUUUAUCUUCUCCCAAGAAAACACAGCACAGGAGACAGAUGCUGCUCGGAAAAGUAUGCUGCGGAAGACGUGGCUGUUGGUGGAUGAGAACUUGAAAAAGCACCUGCUGUACUACAGACUGGUGAAUGCAGAGAGUCCUUUGGGAUUUGACCUUUAUGAGCAGCUCCCUCCCAUACGACUGAAGUACCUGCAGAUAGUGACACAGAAAGAAAUUACAGAGAAUGCACCAUCACAAGACUCAUAGCAAAGCACUUGUGCAAGAAGAGGGCCAAGGUGAAGAAUGGAAAAGCUCAAUUUACACUUCACUGAUGAAACUACUUUCAGUUCAGAUGGUUUUAGUGUUUUACCCGGACACACUUAGCAUCUUUGCCUAGUGAAGCACUAGUAGAAUGCUCCCAGCCCUGUAGAACAUACAUGCUAUCAAGAUUUGACAGCAUGUGUGUGUGACCUCUCUGUCAUGGAUGAUGGAGCAUUUUCCUCCAUUCUCCUUCAAGUUGUUCUGCUUUUUCCCAGAGGAGUGAGAAUGUGUCUGAAAGCCACUGGACUGUUGAAUAAACUGAAGGACCUGGAAAAGCUGUUUUGUUCAUUCAGGCUGGAAACCGGGUUCUCAGGAUAAUGUCUGUUUUCCCCAGAUUCUUCCAUUGCUUUUUUUGUACCUUGGAUUUUGCAUGGUCCUUUUCUCACACUAUACCCUGCAAACAGAAUGACAGUGUGACAAGGAGGAAUCUGGUCCUGAGAGGUUUAACAUACAUACAAGCAGUUUCUCCAAGGUAGUGUUCUGUGCAUGCACUCAGUAACACAGAUGUAUUUUGUCAGGCCUCUAAGAAAUAUGAAUUCCUAGUGCAGUGGUACUGAAUAUCCUCCCUUGGCUGUCUUUUGGAUGGUCUCUGAACUCCUUUCUUUUCUCCUUUAAUUUGGGUACAUGUAUAACAAGAUCAAAAAUAAUUUCUUUGCAGGCCAUAAUGCUUGGCAAUAACUACCCUUCAUUAGAGAAAAAAAAAGGUAUCUGCUUGUUUAGUUAGAAUCUGUAUUGGUUGCCCUCUGAGAAGAAUGCAAUUUAAAUUUUGAAGUGGAGUUUCCUAGCUCAAACCUAAUUUUAAAAAUGUCUAAUUUGAUCCCACUUCUACAUCCAAAUUCUGAAUUGCAGCCUCAGACACAAAGGCUGCCAAUACAGAGCCCUAAAAAGGGCCAUGUAAAUUCCAGAAUUUCCUCUAGGUGUGUGCUCUCACUGAGUGUUCUCUUAAUAUUUUUGCAUGGUCACUCUGGCAGGCUUUUGUUUGCAGAACUCAACUUUUACAAACAAAACUUUUAAAAGAGAUUUCUGAUGUUCUGUUCUUAUGAAUAAAUUCCUCUGGAAGGUUCAGGGUGAUACCUGGUCUGAAGAGCUCAGCCUCUGUCUUUACCUAUCAAAGAGGCCAAGCUAGCUUCUCUCUGAAGAAUGCAGGCCUGUGUUAACCUUGCUCCAGUGAAUGUGCCAGCAGGAGUGUAAUAGGCUCACUUGUUGUGACUGAAAUUGUUCGUACAAGAAACAAAUUCCAACUUCAUGGAAUCAAAGAAUCAUUGAGUUUGGAAAAGAAAAGACCUUGUGUCCAGCCAUAAUACAGUAUCUUUCUUUCACCUGACAGUCGUGUUGCUGCCCCCUCAAAUGCCUGCAUAAUCAUGUAAUAAGGCUUAAGGCAUUUGUGACUGAUGCUGUCAUUGUAUUGGCAAUUUUCUGAGUGUACCAGUCCCCUUCCUUAGGUUGCCAGAAAAUAGCCAGUUUCAUUUUUUUCCCCUGUAUUUCAGAUAGGAAAUGGGCAGAACUGGUGUUUCUUUCCAAUCUUUUUUUUUUUGGCCUUCCUUUUGAUCUGUGGUUUCUCUCUGCAGCAGGUCGGUGUCAUGUAAAAUAACAAAAGCACAGUGGUCCAACAGGAUUUUUUUGUUGUUGUUAAUUAUUUUAAAAGUAUUUGAUGUGAUUAAAAGUCUAAUCAAAGUCAUUUAAGUUUUAAUCUGUCUAGAUGGUGAGAGCCCAGCAGUUGUCUUUCAGAGCAAUGGAUGGUAAAACUGGAGGACUUCUAACUGCCCAUUUAAGAGCAGCCUUCGUCAAGGACUCUACCUUUUGCUCUUCAGACCACCAGUUACAAAAUCUCUUCCAGUCCUUUGUGGGAUGCAAAGUUGAAUUUUGUAAUGUGUACAGGAUGUAAAUAAAUAUUUUGAUAGCUCUGCAGGAGUGUUUUUAAAAUCAAAAAUACUUUUGAGUCUUUCUUGAAUUUGGAUAGUUCUGUUUGCAGUUUAUCAGUAUCCUGGGACAGCUGCUGCCUUAAAGAGUUCUGCUAAACUUUGGAGCUCUAUAAGAAAGCUCCUCAAGCCAAAAAGAAAGCUCCUCAAGCCAAAAAUUCCAUCCUGCUUGUGUGAUGGGUCAGUAACACAGUGUACCAAAUUCUGUGUGUACUUGGGGAAGGUGCAUGGUGGCAUGAUGUGAUUUGACACAUGCCCCAGGUGGGAGAACUGUCCACAGAUGGUAUUUGAAAUUAUGAUGCAAGUGUCAGCAGUGGAGAGAAGGAAAAGAAUGGAUCCCAAAUAGUUCUGCAAGCCACAGUGAUACACAGAAAAUUCCAAGGAUGCUGCAUAUGAGCUGUAAGCUUUCCAAACGUUGACUGUCACUUGAGAUGGUACAUGAAUAUUUUAAGGCUUUUGGCAAUUUUGUGUGUGAUUUCCCCACAGAACACUAGAGGGCAUUGUUUUAUCUAGUUUGAAUGCAAGAUUUCUCAACCUCAGUGCUGUUGGGACCUGAAAUAAAACCAGCCACCCUUACACAUUGUUGGAA
This is a messenger RNA of Passer domesticus (house sparrow), 7234 nucleotides long. It is a transcript of the gene RPAP1, whose product is annotated as RNA polymerase II associated protein 1. The transcript has 25 exons. The coding region runs from base 143 to 4672 and encodes 1509 amino acids. The record is from RefSeq and is a predicted model, not a curated record. Gene Ontology annotation, biological process: transcription by RNA polymerase II. Lineage: Eukaryota; Metazoa; Chordata; Aves; Passeriformes; Passeridae.